CCACCCACUCAGUCUUGAUCAACGUUGUCACCAAACAGCACUGUCACGUGGCCCUGCUGGAGGAACCACAUUCUCGCUUCCUUCUUCCACAGUCAGCCGUUGGGGGUUGGCAGGGUCCCAGGCCACGGCAGGGGGUGCCUCGGCGGAGCCCGGCAGCGUGGACUGGGACCUUGUCACUAGAGCGGAGAAGCCACUUGUUUGGGGCCCACGAGGCAGCUAUCCCAUGCUCUGCUGAACGCGGUGCUAUGUCUCUGCGACUCCUGCUGCUGCUGUCCCUGCUGAGUCCUGGCAGUGGCUUCUGGCUGUGGGAGGAUGGAGCCAAAGCAGCUCCAGGCCCCCUGCUUGUCCGGGACCGCAGACAGGUGGCCUUCGAUGAUGACAUGGAUGAGGACUACAACCCGGAAAACACGGACCCCCCAGAAAUAAUUGGAAAUAGUACCUGGCUUGCGGACUCAGACCUCAGGCUUCUGACCACGAUGGGAACGCUGGGACAGAGAGGGUCAGCCGGGCCGGGGACCCCCGAGCCAGCCACUGCAGAGGUUGCCACAAGGGACUCUGCCAGCCUGGAGGAAGGAAGGACAGCCACAAAGACCCAGAGUGAGGGACAGGCCACGGAGUGGAUGCCAGUCACGUCGGACACUCUGGUCUCACAACCCAUCACAGAGGCUCCUUCCACAGAGGGGGCUCUCUCUGUGGGGCCGAAAAUGGAGUCUCGUCCCACGGGCCUUUCACCUACAGAGGCCCUGUCCACAGUGCCAGCAGCCACGGAGGCCCUGUCCACGGUGCCAGCAGCCACAGAGGCCCUGUCCACGGUGCCAGCAGCCACGGAGGCCCUGUCCACAGUGCCAGCAGCCACAGAGGCCCUCACCAUGUGGCCAGUAGCUACGGAAGCACAGACUGCUCAACCAGCAGCCACGGAGGUGGAGACUACAGAGCCCACUACCUUGAAGGCCCUGCCCACAAAACCCACAGUCAUAGAGGCUCUGUCCACAGAACGAACUACCACAGAAGCCCCUUCCACGGAGCCUAGUGCCACAGUGACCCUGUCCACAGAAUCAGCCACCGUGGAGGCCCUGCUCGUGCCCUCAGGUGCUCACGAGGACACCUCUGGGGCGACCCACAAUCUGUCAGACGAUGUGAGAAACCGGGGGCAGGUGUUACCCCCCAGGAGCUCCGUGGCCCCCAGCCCCACAGGGCCCCCCGACCGCAUGUCCGUGAAGCAGUGCCUGCUGGCCAUCCUCAUCCUGGCCCUGGUGGCCACCGUCUUUCUCGUGUGCACUGGAGUGCUGGCCGUCCGCCUCUCCCGCAAGACCCACACGUACCCCGUGCGCAAUUACUCCCCCACGGAGAUGGUCUGCAUCUCGGCCCUGCUGCCCGAAGGAGGCGAGGGGCCCCCCGCCACGGCCAACGGGGGCGUGCCCAAGGCCAAGAGCCAAGGCCUGCUGGAGUCCGGCGAGGACCGUGACGGGGAUGACCUCACCCUGCACAGCUUCCUCCCCUAGCUCCGCCUUCCCAUCAGCCUCCUUGCUCCCCGAGGGGCCCACCAGGCCCCACGGAGCUUCCAGAUCUCAGUUCCACAUGUCUGGGUUUGGAGCCCCCCGGGGCGGGCAUCUCUAGGGAAAGGACCCUCAGCUGCCCCAAACAGAACCAAGGGUCCAGCAGUCAGGGUCCAGCAGUCAGGCAGGGCUGGGGCCACCUCCUGCUUUGUUCUCUAGCGCAGCACGGCCACCUCCAGGCCAGGACAUUCCUGUCCCUACCUGGUCUGGGUCCCCCUAACACUCCCUGCUGCUGACCUCCCCCCCAGGCCACUGGUUUCACCCCUAUGCACCAAGGAAGACUGAGUUCCCACGCCCACCGCCAUGCUGGUGGCCAUGGUCUCUGGACAGGAAGGGGCGAUUAGACGGGCCAGAGAGCAGAGAGCAAUGGCUUCCCCACCAUUUCCCGCUGCUCCGACUGGGGGCCGCUCGGGCUUUCUCACGUACCUUUCUGGAGAACCCUGGGUGAGGCCUCAGUGUGUGAGGCUGGGGUGUCUUUCUUUCUUUCUUUCUUUCUUUCUUUCUUUCUUUCUUUCUUUCUUUCUUUCUUUCUUUCUUUCUUUCUUUCUUUCUUUCU
Molecule: messenger RNA, 2112 nt
Organism: Tupaia belangeri chinensis (Chinese tree shrew)
Lineage: Eukaryota; Metazoa; Chordata; Mammalia; Scandentia; Tupaiidae
Gene: SELPLG
Product: selectin P ligand
Exons: 3
Coding region: 246-1502 (418 amino acids)
Biological process (GO): leukocyte tethering or rolling
Cellular component (GO): plasma membrane
Source: RefSeq, a predicted model, not a curated record